GACCCUGCCUGAUUGGGGAAGCGCAGGCAGCAUACCAGGCAAUGGGGGAUGACGACGCCGCUCAAUAUGACCUGGUAAAGCUGGCUAUUCUCCGCCGUCUGAAUAUUACGGAGGAAACGCACCGAGUGAGGUUCAGGGAGUACAGGAGGUCCCCGAACGUACGCCCCAGGGUGGUCGCGCAGAAGCUCUGUGACCACAUGAUACACUGGCUCACCCCGGCGCUAAAAACAACUGCCCAGAUGGGGGAGGCCAUCGUUAUUGAGCAGUUUUGUCAUGUGGUCGGCGCCGAGACCCAAGGAUGGAUACGGCGCCACAACCCCGACACCCUGGAACAGGCAGUCAAGCUCGCUGAGGACUUCGAGGACUCCCUGGUAUCCGCCCAGACCGGGCUACUCACCCCACCUCAACGGAGCGGCCGAGCCCCACCUCCUCUCUCUGCUCCAUCAGCCCCACCACCAGGACCGGUUCAACGACCUCCAAGAGCACCAACCCCAAUGGGCGACCUUGCCUCCUCUUCAUGGAGACCAAGGUUGGCCCCCAGCGGGGGUAGAGGUGCUGCCCCUGCCCCGUUGCCAUACCAGCAGCGGGACAGACCAUUUAAUACUGUGCCCUCCUUUCCCCCUACCUGUUUUAGGUGCCGCCAGCCGGGACAUCAGGCUAGGUCAUGCCCAUCUGCGAUGGAGUGUGACGUGGCCGUCUGUAAUCUGGCAUCUGAAGCGGAGGAUUACUGAGCACGAUCCGGAGCUGCAGCCGCAGGCCAGCGAAAAACCCGGACUUCACCACUCACCUUUCACUACCAACUGUCUUUGUGUUUGCACCUUUUAGCACUUGAAUCACGCACUGUCUUUUGUGUUCGUGUUUAGUGUGGGUGUCGGAACGGGACUUUGGGGUUGCGGGUCAAACCCGCGGGAUUAUAAAUUAGAAGUGAUACACGCCGCUGUAUCACUUCCAGCACUAUUAUCAUUUACAGGUUUUGC
Acipenser ruthenus (sterlet) is the source of this 977-nucleotide messenger RNA. Its product is annotated as zinc finger and SCAN domain-containing protein 21-like. Gene Ontology annotation, molecular function: zinc ion binding; nucleic acid binding. The transcript is spliced from 2 exons. NCBI's taxonomy places the organism in Eukaryota, Metazoa, Chordata, Actinopteri, Acipenseriformes, Acipenseridae. The record is from RefSeq and is a predicted model, not a curated record. Bases 42 to 731 code for a protein of 229 amino acids.